This is a messenger RNA of Panicum virgatum (switchgrass), 2364 nucleotides long. RefSeq names its product quinolone resistance protein NorA-like. Bases 898 to 1977 code for a protein of 359 amino acids. NCBI's taxonomy places the organism in Eukaryota, Viridiplantae, Streptophyta, Magnoliopsida, Poales, Poaceae. Gene Ontology annotation, biological process: transmembrane transport. Gene Ontology annotation, cellular component: membrane. The transcript is spliced from 2 exons. Gene Ontology annotation, molecular function: transmembrane transporter activity. The record is from RefSeq and is a predicted model, not a curated record.
UUGAUGGCGUGUGCGGCGAGGAUGCGGCCGCGACGCCCAGCUCCGGCGGACUGUGCCGUGUUAGCUCCAGCUCAGCGUCGGCGGUUGCUUUGCUCUCGUAGACUCGUAGCCCCCUCAUCAGCAAUCGCUUGGUCUCCCCGUCGCUCUUGCCCCGCAGGUCAAAUCCCCACAAAUUGGAAUUGAGGAAUCCCCAAGCUGGGGCCGAGGACUACUCGUCGGCUCCGCUGCCCGAUGGCCGCUGCUGACCCCCGGCGCCAGGCCUCCGAGGAUCGAGGUUGAGAUGGCGAGGGACCCGGACGCGGCGGCGCUGGACGCUGGUGCUGGUGAACCUGGCGUCCGUGCUGGAGAAGGCGGACGAGGUGCUGCUCCCCGUCGUGUACCGAGAAGUGGGCGCCGCGCUGGGCGCCUCCCCGACGGCGCUCGGAUCCGUCACGCUCUGCCGCGCGCUCGUCCAGGCCGCCUGCUACCCGCUCGCCGCGUACGCCUCUGCGCGCCACGACCGCGCGCGUCGUCGCCGCCGGGGCCUUCCUCUGGGCCGCCGCCACCUUCCUCGUCGCCGUCUCUGGCACCUACGUUCAGGUCCGUCGCCUCCACCAUUCCUAUCUUGAUCUCCUCUUCGGUUCCCCACUCUUCCGCGUCCUCCCGCCGCUGACACCGCGGGCCCACGGCUCCCUGUUUUUAAUUCAAGUUUUUGCCCGGCACGCUGGCACUGCCUACCAACCAAACGUAGCGGUUUUAUCCGAAUAUUCCAUUUGAAAAAUCAAAAUACUAGCUGUGGACAGAUAUUUAUCGGUUUCCCUGACUUGUGGGCCCCGCGGGGCGUUAUGGCCCACGCGCCAGGGAGAGCAGAGGGCUUCCCGAGGAGCGCACUGACUUGGCAACUUUUGAUUUGGCCAGAUGGCCAUCUCGCGGGGGCUCAACGGCAUCGGCCUGGCGCUGGUCCUCCCGGCUAUCAGCUCCCUCGUCGCCGACUACACCGACGACCACACGCGCGGCGCCGCCUUCGGCUGGCUCCAGAUGACCUGCAACCUGGGCUCCAUCCUGGGCGGGUCCUUCGGCGUGCUGCUCGCGCCCGUCACCUUCCUCGGCGUCGCCGGGUGGCGGCUCGCCUUCCACGCCGUCGCGGUCGUCAGCGUCGCGCUGGGCGCGCUCAUGUGGCUCUUCGCCGCCGACCAGCGCGCCAAGUCCAAGACCGCCGCCUCGGCGGGGGAGGAAGCCGGGGAGCUGCUCCGGGACGCCCGGCGUGUCCUCGGGGUGCCCACGUUCCAGAUCAUCGUCGCGCAGGGGAUCGCGGGGACCAUCCCCUGGUCCGCGCUCAACUUCUCCGCCAUGUGGCUCGAGCUCGUGGGGUUCACGCACUGGGAGACCAGCGUCAUCACGGGGCUCUACCUCUUCGCCACGGCCCUCGGCGCGCUCUUCGGCGGCGUCGUCGGGGACCCCGUCGCCCGGUGGUUCCCCAACGCCGGCAGGAUCGCGCUGGCGCAGAUCAGCUCCGCGUCCGCGCUCCCGCUCGGCGCCGUCCUGUUGCUCGCGCUGUCCAACGACCCGUCCACCGGCGUCGCGCACGCCGUCGUCUUCUUCGUCAUGGGCUUCGCCAUCUCCUGGAACGCCUCCUCCACCAACAACCCCAUUUUCGCGGAGAUUGUGCCGGAGAAGGCGAGGACGACGGUCUACGCACUGGACAAGUGCUUCGAAGCCGUGUUCGCGUCGUUUGCGCCUCCCAUCGUUGGUGUUCUUGCAGAGCGCGUGUUCGGCUACAAGCCGGUCUCUUCCGACACGAGCGUGGACACGGACAGAGAGAAUGCGGCAGCACUGGCCAAAGCGGUUUACACAGAGAUCGCCGUGCCCAUGGCCAUCUGCUGCCUCACCUACACCUUCCUCUACUGCACGUACCCGCGAGACAGGGAGCGUACUCGGAAGGAGCUUCUGAUGGCGUCAGCUGACCAGCUCGGUGAGGAAGGCAGUGACCGUGAGUAGAGUGCGGUUCGUGCACUGGGAGACGAAGAAUCUUCUGUCAGAUCAUUAAAUCAGAGGCUAAUUUCCAGAGGAGAGUAGCAGGCGAAAGGCAGGUCGGGAAGCGCAAGACAGCCAAAUUUCCAAGAUGAUGUAAUCCUGGUGCUGCUGUUCAGUUUCAGAUUCAUCCAGUGGAUAGACUCUGACUCGUCGGAACUAUUGUUACCAGGCCAGCUACCAUGGAGCGAAAUGUACUCAGUAGAUGCAUUUAUAACUCUAUUGAAAUGCUGUUGUACAAAAAAAUUUGGACAUAGAAAUGCAACCCUAUAUGAAAAGAAUUUCACAAAACACUCAUAAAAUAGUGAUUCGAAUUGUCAUGUGAAGAAAGAAAUAAGAUGAACAUCACUCUAA